Molecule: messenger RNA, 396 nt
Organism: Penicillium waksmanii
Lineage: Eukaryota; Fungi; Ascomycota; Eurotiomycetes; Eurotiales; Aspergillaceae
Product: DUF4267 domain-containing protein
Exons: 1
Coding region: 1-396 (131 amino acids)
Source: RefSeq, a predicted model, not a curated record
AUGGCUCUUUCACAAUCUUCUGUUCUCCGUCUGGCUGCCACUGCCUUUGGUACGAUUUUUAUUGGAUUUGGAAUUAAUGCCAUCUUGCGUCCCGACCACGCCUUGACAUUCUUCGAGUUUGCGCCGCCAGCUGACGCGACUGAUCAUCGAUUGGUGGAUAGCCUGAUGGCCGUGUAUGGAAUCCGGGAUAUCUUCAUGGGACUGGCCAUCUAUGCCGCCACCUUCUGCGGCACCUCCAAAUCCUUGGGAUGGACAUUGAUCUCGGCCAGUGCGGUUGCAGCGGGCGAUGGCGCGGUGUGUUGGAGCCACGGGCAAGGCGAGUGGAACCAUUGGGGGUACGCGCCGAUGAUCACGGUAGUUGGCAGUCUCUUGCUGGGUAUUUUUGAUCGUGCAUGA